GUGUGCGCUCCGCUCCGCGCCCUCCCCCGCCUCGCCCCUGCUCCCCUCCCCGCAGCGGCGGGGGCAAUGCCUCCUGCAUACGUGAUGAAGCGAGCGGCAGGGCUGGGCUCUGCCGGCAGCAGCGAGCCGUGAGCCCGGGCGCCUCCGCACUGCAGCCCCCUCCCACCGGCGGCGGCGGGGGGCGGCGCGGGGACGCGGCGGGGCUGCGGAGCGCGGAGCUCGCCGCUCCCGGGCAGCAGCGUGCGGCCGCGGGCAGCCGGCGCCAUGCUGAACAACCUGGCCGACUGCGAGGACGGCGACGGCGGCGCCAGCCAAGGCGAUGGCAAUCCCAAGGAGAGCAGCCCCUUCAUCAACAGCACGGACCUGGAGAAGGGCAAGGAGUAUGACGGCAAGAACAUGGCCCUCUUUGAGGAGGAGAUGGACACCAGCCCCAUGGUCUCAUCCCUGCUGAGCGGGCUGGCCAACUACACCAACCUGCCACAGGGCAGCCGGGAGCAUGAGGAGGCCGAGAACAAUGACGGGGGCAAGAAGAAGCCGGUGCAGGCCCCGCGGAUGGGCACCUUCAUGGGCGUCUACCUGCCCUGCCUCCAGAACAUCUUUGGGGUCAUCCUCUUCCUGCGCCUCACCUGGGUGGUGGGAAUCGCUGGCAUCAUGGAGUCCUUCUGCAUGGUCUUCCUCUGCUGCUCCUGCACAAUGCUGACGGCCAUUUCCAUGAGUGCAAUCGCCACCAACGGCGUGGUGCCAGCCGGUGGCUCCUACUACAUGAUCUCGCGCUCCCUGGGACCUGAGUUUGGUGGGGCUGUGGGGCUCUGCUUCUACCUGGGCACCACGUUUGCUGGCGCCAUGUACAUCCUGGGCACCAUUGAAAUCCUGCUGGCCUACAUCUUCCCAGCCAUGGCCAUCUUCAAGGCAGAGGACGCCAGUGGGGAGGCGGCCGCGAUGCUCAACAACAUGCGUGUGUACGGCACCUGCGUGCUGACCUGCAUGGCCACCGUGGUGUUCGUGGGGGUCAAGUACGUCAACAAGUUUGCCCUGGUCUUCCUGGGCUGCGUCAUCCUCUCCAUCCUCGCCAUCUACGCCGGUGUCAUCAAGUCGGCCUUCGACCCACCAAGCUUCCCGAUCUGCCUCCUGGGCAACAGGACCCUCUCGCGCCACGGCUUCGACCUCUGCACCAAGAUGGUGGUGGAGGGGAAUGAGACGGUGGGCUCCAAGCUCUGGGAGCUCUUCUGCACCUCCCGCUUCCUCAACGCCACCUGUGACGAGUACUUCACCAUGAACAACGUGACUGAGAUCGAGGGCAUCCCCGGCGCCGCCAGCGGCCUCAUCCAAGAGAACCUCUGGAGCUCGUACCUGACCAAGGGCGUGAUCGUGGAGAAGCGGGGGCUGCCCUCCGUGAGCCCCCCCGACACCCCAGUGGACAUGGACCAGCCUUACGUCUUCAGCGACAUGACCUCCUACUUCACCUUGCUCGUCGGCAUCUACUUCCCCUCGGUCACAGGGAUCAUGGCCGGCUCCAACCGCUCCGGAGACCUGCGGGACGCCCAGAAGUCCAUCCCCACGGGCACCAUCCUGGCCAUCGCCACCACCUCGGCGGUCUAUAUCAGCUCUGUCGUGCUUUUUGGGGCAUGCAUCGAGGGGGUCGUCCUGCGUGACAAGUUUGGUGAAGCUGUUAACGGGAACCUGGUGGUUGGCACCCUGGCGUGGCCGUCCCCGUGGGUCAUUGUCAUCGGCUCCUUCUUCUCCACGUGUGGGGCCGGGCUGCAGAGCCUCACCGGAGCCCCCCGCCUCCUGCAAGCCAUCUCCAGGGACGGGAUCGUGCCCUUCCUCAGGGUCUUCGGCCAUGGCAAAGCCAACGGGGAGCCGACGUGGGCCCUGCUGCUCACAGCCUGCAUCUGCGAGAUCGGGAUCCUGAUCGCCUCCCUGGACGAGGUGGCUCCCAUCCUCUCCAUGUUUUUCCUCAUGUGCUACAUGUUCGUCAACCUGGCGUGCGCGGUGCAGACGCUGCUGCGGACGCCCAACUGGCGGCCCCGCUUCCGCUACUACCACUGGACCCUGUCCUUCCUGGGCAUGAGCCUCUGCCUGGCGCUGAUGUUCAUCUGCUCCUGGUACUACGCGCUGGUCGCCAUGCUGAUCGCCGGCCUCAUCUACAAAUACAUCGAGUACCGCGGGGCGGAGAAGGAGUGGGGCGACGGGAUCCGGGGGCUGUCCCUGAGCGCAGCCCGCUACGCCCUGCUGCGGCUGGAGGAGGGGCCCCCCCACACCAAGAACUGGAGGCCGCAGCUGCUGGUCCUGGUCCGCGGGGACCAGGAGCAGAACGUGGUGCACCCGCAGCUCCUGUCCUUCACGUCGCAGCUCAAGGCCGGCAAGGGCCUCACCAUCGUGGCCUCCGUGCUGGAAGGGACCUUCCUGGACAACCACCCGCAGGCGCAGAGGGCAGAGGAGUCCAUUCGCCGGCUGAUGGAAGCGGAGAAGGUGAAGGGCUUUUGCCAGGUGGUGAUCUCCUCCAACCUGCGCGAUGGCAUGUCCCACCUCAUCCAGUCCAGCGGGCUGGGGGGGCUGCAGCACAACACGGUGCUGGUGGGCUGGCCCCGCAGCUGGCGCCAGAAGGAGGACCACCAGACCUGGAGGAACUUCAUCGAGCUGGUGCGAGAGACCACGGCCGGGCACCUGGCCUUGCUGGUGGCCAAGAAUGUCGCCAUGUUCCCGGGCAACCAGGAGCGCUUCUCGGAGGGCCACAUCGACGUCUGGUGGAUUGUCCAUGACGGGGGGAUGCUCAUGCUGCUGCCCUUCCUCCUGCGGCACCACAAGGUCUGGCGCAAGUGCAAGAUGCGAAUCUUCACGGUGGCACAGAUGGACGACAACAGCAUCCAGAUGAAGAAGGACCUGACCACGUUCCUGUACCACCUGCGCAUCACUGCGGAGGUGGAGGUGGUGGAGAUGCAUGAGAGCGACAUCUCUGCCUACACCUACGAGAAGACGCUGGUGAUGGAGCAGCGCUCCCAGAUCCUCAAGCAAAUGCACCUCACCAAGAACGAGCGGGAGCGGGAGAUCCAGAGCAUCACGGACGAGUCCCGCGGCUCCAUCCGGCGCAAGAACCCGGCCAACACGCGCCUGCGCCUGAGCGUCCCCGAGGAGCAGGUGGGCGACAGCGAGGAGAAGCCAGAGGAGGAGGUCCAGCUCAUCCACGACAAAAACGCCACCACCUUCUCCAGCAGCUCCCAGUCCCCCGGCGACGAGGUGGAGACGGCCCCCGAGAAGGUGCAUCUCACCUGGACCAAGGAGAAGUCUGUCGCCGAGAAGAACAAGAGCAAGAGCCCUGUCAGCCCUGAGGGCAUCAAGGACUUCUUCAGCAUGAAGCCCGAGUGGGAGAACCUGAACCAGUCCAACGUGCGGAGGAUGCACACGGCUGUGAAGCUCAACGAGGUGAUUGUGAAGAAGUCCCAGGACGCCAAGCUGGUCCUGCUGAACAUGCCGGGGCCUCCCCGCAACCGGAAAGGGGAUGAGAACUACAUGGAGUUCCUGGAGGUGCUGACGGAGCACCUGGACCGAGUGCUCCUGGUGCGCGGUGGGGGUCGGGAGGUCAUCACCAUCUACUCCUGAAACACGGCGCGCGAGUGAGCACCAGAUCUUCCGGGAGCAUCCAGCACCAGAGCAGCUGUUCCUCAUUGCAACAUCACAGCACUGCUGUCCUUGUUUAUAUAUAAAUAUAUACAGUGUACCGCGGACUGAGCACCAGAGCCCAGUGCUGCCGCCGCUGCCCGUCCCCGGCAGCGCCAGCCCCAGCGCUGCUGCUCGCAGCCCCGGCCGGGCAGGAGGGCGGCUGUGCCAGGACGGGCUCCCGGCCCCACCGUGCAGCCACCCCUGCGCGGAGCUUGUGCCCCGCGGCCGCCCGCGCCGGGAGAAGAGAGAGGCCACCAGCACGCUUUCCUCGCCGGACGCUCCUCUCCCCCGCUCCGGCAGCGCCCGGGGCUGCCUCCCACGGCGCUGCCCCCCGGCCGCCCCUCGCCACCGCGGGCCUGGACGGCCCCACCGCGCUGCUGCCUCGCGCCGCCCGUCUCCGGAGGCUGUGGGCCCAGCUUGUGGAGAUGCAGCGUGACGGUUUGGAGAGGGCAGAGGGUGGGGGGCAGCCGCGGGGGGGUCGGGUGCUGGACCGCAGCAAUCCCACGACAGUAUGAGCCCGGGGCGGGGGUGGGUGGGGGGUGCUCCCUCGCCCCCUUCCCCACUGGCUCCAGGCUCUCCCUGCCCCGACGCUCUCCUGGUGCUUGUGCCGCGGUCGUGCCGCGGAGCUGCGGUGUCGGGAGCCGAGCGGAGGCCCCGCCGCGCGCAGCGUGAGCUGGAGCCGCUCUGCGGCCGCUGGAGCUGCGUGGGUGCCGCUGACCCCCUGCGCAGAGGAGUCCUGUCCCACCCUGUUCCCCCCCGCCCCGCUCCCCCGCCACCCUGCACUGGGGGCUCUCGGCCCCCCCAGCACCUGCACAUGCAUCCGGGCCCCCCCCGUGCCCCGCUGUGCUCCCUGCUGCUCCCCAGGGCUUCGCUGCUAACCGGGCCCCGGCCCCAGGCACUCGCAGACGCUGCCACGGGGCUGUAGGGAAGUCCGGAUCUGCGCGUAGUUUUAACAUAUGCAAAGUCCGUUUGCCUGGUCCCGGACCCCGUGGCAAGGGGUGCCUGGAGGGGUCCCACUGCCCCCUCUCCGGGCUGGCCAGGGCGGCCCAGGCACCGGCCCCGCGGCCGCUGCAGCCCCGAGCCCGUCCCGUCCCGCAGCCCCCGCGUGCAGGGGGACAGUUCAAACAGCAGCUCCAGGGUCCCCCCCUGUCGUCGUCCCCCCACCCCCAGCAUCUCUCACGCCAGAGAAACUGAGGAGCUUUUAACAAAUGUGAAUGGUUCCAGGAACCACGCAGGAAGCGGUGCCGAGGGCAGCCAGGGCGCCUGCCGGCGCCCACCCCGGCCCCAUGUACAUAGUGUACAUAAUACAGUACGUGUAUUUUUAAAGUGAUCAUAUUUAUGUUAAUAGAACCAGAUGAAGUCUAUAUAUAGAGAUCUAUAUCUAUUCUGAGAGAUGCAGGGCUCUGCUAGCACCAGGCCGUGGGGAUGGAGAGCCGAGACAGGCUGCUCCUGCACAACACGGGUGCCCACCCGUCACACCGAGUGUGCUGGAGCAGUGGUGAAGGCUGCAGCCUUCCCCGGCCACCAGCAGCCCCUGGGAAAGGGCCAGGUCACAGGUUUAUUCUCUUCUCAAUUUAGCUUCUUAAGAGUUUUCAGGGAAAAGAAGUCACAGACUUUUCUGAACUUGUUUCACAGCAGAUUUGAGCUUCCACUCGAAGUGCAGCCCGCUAAGAGUUGCCCUCUCCCGGCAGUGCUGGCUGCUUUGUGCCAGCCUGACCCCCCCCCCUCCGGCCAGAGCUGAGCCCCCGCGCUGAAGCGCUCGCCCCCCUUGCCCCCCCCCCAACCUGCUCCCCAAAGCUGCCCUGCACCGCCUGACCCCCCCAGCCUCCCCGAGAGCAGGACCCUCCCUGCGCACCGGAUGGCUCCAGUCCCCGCUCCCUCUGCAGAGUUCCUCUACUCCUCCAGGUCCAGGCCAAAGCUAUGUGGGGCUGCUCGGGUAAAAAGCAGUGGGUUUCUUCAUGUUGGGUUCUUUGUUUUUUUUGAUUUAAGAUACUACUUAGACACACUCCCAGACCAAAACCAAGCCCCAGCUGCACAUCUGUGCCUGCUCAUGCCUUGCUCCGACAUUUCCAUCACUCCCAAAGUGCCUCCCUUCUCUCCAGCAGCAACCCCAGCCACAGCCAGACUUUCUGCCAUGGUAGCUUGGAUACCUGCGUGGCUGCACUGGUCUGCUGCAGGCUGUGGUGCGGAAGCCGGUCCCAAGGGCGUGGGGAGCUUGGUGUUUACAGGAGGUGACUUGUGGAGAGCUGAGACCUGGUUUCAGCACAGGAGCUCCGGGCUGAGGGAUGGUGCAGACACACAGGGCAGCCCUCUCUGGUCCUGCCGCUGCCUCAGCUGCUCGGGAGCUGUUGGAAGAGCAGGCAGGCAUCUGCAAGUGUAAAGUUCCUUUAGCUUUGGGAAGGGCAGCCCCAUGGGAAGCAGGAUUUGCCAGUCUCUAGCUGCUCUGCCCCUUGGACCUGGUCCUACACCUCCACACACAAGCUCACGUGCUGUUUCCAGCCUCCCCGAAUUAUUUGAGGCGCUUCUGCAGCAACAGGGGAGGCACGCACAGCACCCUGCCCACUCAUCUCACGUGCUAGCACCACGCUUGCCGGACCUAGAACGCUUGCCAGCUGCUCCGCCUCUUCCAAGGUGCCCCCUGCAGUCACCCUCUCAUUCCAGCUUGGCUCAGCCCGGCGCAGGGAGCGGGUCCCCAGGGCAGAGGCAGGUGACCCGCAGCGCCUGCCUCUGCCGGGGCUGCAGCCAGCGUCAGGGCAAAGAGCCCCUGGGGGUGGCAGGGAACGGCGCUGCCAGCAGAGCAGCCGUGAGGCAGCGGGGCUGGGGCACGCUCCUGCGCCGAGAGGUCUGCUUCAUCGCCUCCCCAGCACCACCCGCGGGUCCCAUUGCCCCCUCAGCACCACUUCUACCCCCGCUGGUAAAGCCACGGUCCCGGUUCCCCCGGGGAGCAGGAAAGCGAGCCCUUCCCACCGGUGCUGCUGAAAAAAGGCGUUCCCCUCCCUCACCCUCCAGCAAGAGCAGGGGCACAGCUCUAGAGAGAGCCAGGGCUGCCUCAUCACCCCCGCCAGGCAAAAUUCGGCUGUGGCAAGAAAGGUGCUGGUUUCCACAGCGAGCGCGAGCUCUCGCUCGCUGUAGGCUGGAGAGGGCCAGUUUUAGCAGACAGCACUGCAUGUUAGUUUACAAACCCAGCCCUGCACGUUUGGCCUCUGUGAGUGUUCAGUUUCCCCACGGAGCACCCUUCUGCCGUUCCACCUUGGUGAAGACAGUGUCCUCCUCUGGUAGACACGCAAGUUCCUCCCUGGCACAUGCGCAGACACGUUUCGGUUUUUUGUUCCAGACAGGAAGGUCUCGACCCCCGGGCCUGUUCCGCAGGCGGGCCGCUGCCGUGCGCGGCGCUGAGCGGGCCGGGGUGGCCCGCAGCGCCCGGGGAGCGCGCAGACCCGCAGCCGCAUCCCGCCGGCGCGCGGCACCGGCCUCUGCUCCGCUCCGGCUCCUGGCGCCGGAGCGCGGGGGGGCUGCCCUGUCCCUGCCAGCUGGGGGGCACAGGCCCCCCCCGGCCCCGGCCCCGGCUCCCCCCGGGGCGGCACUGCGGGAGGCGCAGGCAGCGCCCGGCCUGGGCCGGUGCUGGGCCGGGGGAAGGACGAGAUGCUGCACGAGGGCGAGAGUUGCACUACAAGAGUCAAGACCCUCCUCUGUGUAGCAGGACUAAAAACUAGCAGCGAGACCAGAAGGUCUGAGAUUUGCUGGUGACAACACUUUCUGUGCUACAUGUGCAAUAUAUUUGUUAUGAAUGUUAUCACAGAGUCAGUUCAUUCGAUAAUCUUUUAAUCACUGUAGCUAGAUGUUCUACGUCCAUUCGAGUGACUUUUAUUCGAGUGCAAUAUUUCAAUAGACAUGUAGUGACCUAGUAUGCUUUGUGUUUUAGAGAAUCUUCGUGCAGAGCAAUGCAAUUAAGUUUAAAACCUUGUAAAUAAAACGGGUUGCAAACCAAAAAAAGAAAAGAAAAGAAAAAAAAAAAAAAGAGUAUUAGGCUUGCAUUUAAUUUCUGUGAGUGUUUCAGUAUCGUGCACUAGGCCGCCUCAGUACAGACCCUGUGUUCUCUGUGCAGGUAUUAAUGGAGGAGUGGCUCCUCGGCUGUUGAAUGCUCCCUGUUAAUGCUUUACUGCUUUAACUGUACUCAUUUUUCUAGACUCCUGUCUGCACAAAAUGCAAUAAAUGAUUUUAUUACACCCUUCA
Molecule: messenger RNA, 7893 nt
Organism: Tyto alba (common barn owl)
Lineage: Eukaryota; Metazoa; Chordata; Aves; Strigiformes; Tytonidae
Gene: SLC12A5
Product: solute carrier family 12 member 5
Exons: 27
Coding region: 265-3600 (1111 amino acids)
Biological process (GO): chloride transmembrane transport; potassium ion homeostasis; chemical synaptic transmission
Cellular component (GO): membrane
Molecular function (GO): potassium:chloride symporter activity
Source: RefSeq, a predicted model, not a curated record